CGUAGCUAGGCUGGGGCAACCGGGGCAUUGCCCCGGGGCCCCCGGCCAGGGGGGGCCCCCAAAUGAAGGUGGAAAAAUUGAAAAUGAAAUUAAAGUUUAUGUGAAAUUUAUUGAUUACUGUAGGGUCGUAGGGAUAUUUCAUCGAAUCAUCAAAAUGUCUUUAUAAAAAAAUAUUUAAAUAGCUUUUCAAUAUAAAAUAAUGGACAGAUAUUGUUCUCACAGAGAUUUCGUAACAAAAAUAGACAGACUAUCAAUCAGCCUGUCAGUUGUUACGCAAUUAAAGAAAUGCAGUUUGCACUUUUAGUUCACCUUACUCCCCCAUCCCCAACAGUAAUAAACUCGUCCUGACGUCGACGUGACGUAGACGGCUCCGUCUGCCGACUGCCUCUGCCACAGCUGACAGACGACAGUGAGAGUGACUACGACUAGUGAGCUAGUGACAGACAGCCCGGAUAAGGUUAUGUUAUGUUGAUGGUAAACUAACACCAAAAACUGACGUUUUGGCGUUCGUCCGUUACUCGUUUGUUACGGUGUUAAAGUGUUAUACAAUUUGUAUUCUUAUUCUUGUAUUUGUUAAAAUGAAAAGAAGCUAUCAAAGUGGGGCAAAGAAAAGGCAAGACAAGAAGAAAAGAGAAGAGGAUGCUUCAAAGUGUUCUUCCACCCUAUCUGCUUGGUUAUGUCCUACUACUAGUACUACUACAACUAAAAGUACUAAUGUCACAUCUACAUCUAGUACUGAAACUAGACCAAUAAUUGCCUCAGUCCCAGGAAAUGAGAUUGAAGAGGAAGUUACAGCUCAAGAUAACGCUGAAGAAAGUAUUGAUGAAGAAGUAACAUGCCUAGGGCUAGGGCAUCAACAAGAAAAUUGUGCCAAACCUCCAACAAGUCCUACGUCAAGCAGUGAACUGAUCGGCGUAAAUGAUCAAGUAAGUAGACAUGCCAAGUACAGAAUACUUAUAUUAUAUUUUUCAACAUAACAACAUAUGCUGUUUUAUCGCCCUAAACAUGGAAUCCCUACGAUAAAAUAUUCCAUGGUUACAUGGAAGUAAACAGUAUUACUUCCAUGUAAACAUGGAAUUACAGUAAGUCCCUAUUGUUAUGAUCAUGUUUGUAAGAAAAAAAUACUAAUGCAUUGCAAUCUACUUACAGGUGGAAUGUAGCCGGACGAAUAAAAUUAAUGAAACUUGUUUAAACACCGGAGAACCCCAUUUUCCAGACCAGAUCAUCGAUCCAGAGGUGAAAAAACGAAUUAUUGAAUUAGGACUAGGACCCUAUCAACCAGUUGGCCCAUUUCCAUAUGAUGGAAAACAAGGUAGGUCCUUUUCAGACAAUUAUUUUACCCUGAAGUCAAAGUCUGGGCUCAAACUGAAAAGAACUUGGUUGUGCUAUUCGUCCAAAUUGGAUUGUGUUUAUUGCCAACCUUGCUGGUUGUUUCCCGGACCUGUAGGAGGAUGGGAUUUAGGAUUAAGGGACUGGAAACAUUUGUCUGAUCGCAUAAAGACACAUGAGAAUUCACAGCACCAUGCUGAUUCCUGCUUGGUUUAUGAGCAAUGGCGACGUCAUGGCUCAAUAGACGAUGCACUAGAAAAAGGUUUGAAGGAGGAGCGGAAUUUUUGGAGGAAAGUUUUGAAGAGGGUCUUAGAUGUCUCCCUUAUGUUGGCAACCUUCCUUUUCGUGGAGACAGUUGGCAUAUCACUGAUAGAAAUAAAGGUAAUUUUCUAUCAUUGAUUGAAUUGCUGUCAAAAUAUGACACUAUCCUAGAAGAUCUAAUUACAAGGCCAAGUGGUACUGUUAAUUAUCUCAGUCCAACAAUUCAGAAUGAAAUUAUUUCUCUGAUGGCUAGUGAAGUGCUUAGUGGAAUUAAAGAAGAGCUUUUGAGUGCGCCUUUUUUCUCCAUAAUUUACGACACAACACAAGAUGUAAGUAAAGUAGAUCAGCUAAGCGAAGUUUUUCGCUAUGUAAAGAUUGACCAUGACCAACUCGGAAGACCUUGUGAGUUGAGAAUUUGUGAAACGUUUACAUCUUUCACAGCAGUUACUGACCAAACCGCUUCGGGGCUAGAAGACGUCAUCAUAAAAUCAAUUUCAGAAAAAGGCCUUGACAUAACAAAAUGCAGAGGACAAGGAUACGAUGGUGCAUCGGUCAUGAGUGGUGUGUAUAAUGGAGUACAAAAGAGAAUCCAAGAACUUGCACCCCAUGCCUAUUUCAUUCACUGUGCCAGCCAUAAUUUGAAUCUGGUUCUUAAAGAUGCCGUUGAAUGCAAUCGAGAAAUAGCACAAUUUUUUGAGACGGUGCAAAAUAUUUACAGUUUUUUUGGCCACAGCAUUGUUCGGUGGCAAGAACUAAAAGUCGUUUCUGGUUGUACAGAGAAUCCGAAGGCUCCUGUUCCUAAAGACAAGGUAACAUUAAAGACUUUAAACCCUACACGUUGGGCAGGGAGAUAUGAAGCUGUGUACGCUUUAAAGGAAAGGUUCGGUGAUGUAAUGAAAGCCUUAAAUAAAAUAAUUUUGACAAGCAAAAAGCCAAAGGAAAGGAAUGAAGCUGAGGGGCUCAAAAAAAGGUUAGAAUCUUUUAGUUUUGUUUUGCUCUUGACUGUCCAGUGCAAAAUAUUAGGGGAAAUAAACAUUACCUCAAAAUCCUUGCAAACGGAAUCUAUUGAUUUAAUGACAGCGUACGAUCUCCUAGGCAAUGCUUUAUUGAAAGUAACCGAACUUCGUUGGUCCUUUGAAGAAGUCUGUAGUGAAGCAGAAGAAGUAUGUUCAAAAUGGGGGAUUACGAUUACCCAUGAAUUUAUUGGCCAACGUGCAAGAAAGGUAAAAAAGCACUUUGAUGAACUUUGUGAAGACCAAAGACUGACAGAUCCUAAAAGCAAUUUCAGAGUGACAAUAUUCUUCCCAAUGGUUGAUACUAUAGUGUCACAAAUUGACAACCGUUUUAAAGGCAUGAAGCAAGUGAUUGAUGCCUAUAAAAUUGUUCACCCUUCUUUCCUGGCCUCAUGUUCAGAUGAAGAACUGCGUUGUGAAGCUGAUAAUUUUGUAAGCAGAUUUUCAGAUGAUGUAACGCCAUUGUUCAAAGCUCAGAUUUUAACAGUAAGGAAUGCUUUUCAAUCCAAAUUAAAGGAUUUCAAAGAAGUAAAAGAAGUUGCAAAUCUCCUACUCAUUGAAAACAGUUCCCUAGCAUCAACCUACCCGGAUGUACUAACAGCAUGCUUUAUGUACCUCACAGUCCCUGUGACAGUAGCCAAAGCAGAGAGAUCAUUCUCAAAAUUAAAACUCAUCAAAAACUACCUGCGAAGCUCCAUGUCCCAACAACGUCUCACUGAUUUGGCUCUUUUGUCUAUUGAAAAUGACAGAGCCCGAAAAAUAGAUUUUGACCGAAUUAUUGAUGUUUUUGCUAGUGUCAAGUCAAGAAGAAAGUCUUUUUAGUAAGUUCAGUUGCAUUCUCACUAUCAAACUAGU
Homalodisca vitripennis (glassy-winged sharpshooter) is the source of this 3458-nucleotide messenger RNA. RefSeq names its product zinc finger MYM-type protein 1-like. Bases 1551 to 3425 code for a protein of 624 amino acids. Gene Ontology annotation, molecular function: protein dimerization activity. The transcript has 2 exons. The record is from RefSeq and is a predicted model, not a curated record. Lineage: Eukaryota; Metazoa; Arthropoda; Insecta; Hemiptera; Cicadellidae.